Messenger RNA from Emericellopsis atlantica, 408 nucleotides. RefSeq lists its product as uncharacterized. Bases 1 to 408 code for a protein of 135 amino acids. The transcript has a single exon. The record is from RefSeq and is a predicted model, not a curated record. NCBI's taxonomy places the organism in Eukaryota, Fungi, Ascomycota, Sordariomycetes, Hypocreales, Bionectriaceae.
AUGGCAAGAAACAUUCAGAGGGCUCAAAACAACCGCAAGAGAAAGAGAACCGAGCAGAUCCUCGACUCCCAUUUCCCGCACCACUCGAACUGGUCCAGCGCGUCGCUCACUAAAGAGACUCUCUUGUCCGCGCUAAGCGCGGUCGACGACGACGCCGAUAUGGCCAAGCAUGCGGCUGUCAGUGCCAUUGACACCAUGGAGGCAUACUACAAAGUCGCCCUCGAAAAGUUCAUCGACGACGUCAGCGUCCUUGCCAUUGAAAAUUGCGUCAUGAAGCAACUCCCAGCCAUCCUGUCGCCCAACGCCAUCUUUGACUUAUCGGAGACUACGGUGACGAAGUUGGCUGGGGAGAGUGAGGAGUCCACCGCGAAGCGCGGCAACCUCCAGAACAAGCUCAACACUCUUUAG